This is a messenger RNA of Neoarthrinium moseri, 2289 nucleotides long. RefSeq lists its product as uncharacterized. NCBI's taxonomy places the organism in Eukaryota, Fungi, Ascomycota, Sordariomycetes, Amphisphaeriales, Apiosporaceae. The record is from RefSeq and is a predicted model, not a curated record. The transcript has 2 exons. Bases 1 to 2289 code for a protein of 762 amino acids.
AUGGCCGGCCUGCCAUCGUCGAACCUGAUACUGCCACCCCCUGGAAAUCAGGGCCCUCAACAGCCAAGGACCGAGGCUGGCGACUGGGCAUUGCCACCGCAUCCCGAUCGAAGGACGGGACCCAUACCAACCGCGACUUGGGAGGAGUGUGCAACAUGCCCCGACAAACUUCAGUGUGACCGAAGCUUUGCCUGUUUCACAUGUCGGACCAAUAAUCUACAGUGUGAUAGGAACGGCGCUCAGAAUAAGAAGGGCAUCUUUGUGACCGGCGUUCCUGGAGAGGACAUGAGAGGCUAUUGGUACGUUUUAGACAAAGGGCCAGGGGGACCAGCCGACCGGCAAGUGGACCAUACCUGGCGACAGCCUGACAACUACCAUGUUGAGUACGCUCAUCGUGAGCUGCAGAGAAAGGGUCUUCUCGGCUGCUGGCGAGGCCCUCCCGGUGGUCCCUAUGAUCCCAGUAUAGGGCCCCAAGGCCGCAUAUACGUUGGUGACAAUCCUCGGCCCAAUGCGGCGGGCCAAGUUGUCCCUGCUCCGCUUGCUGCCGGACCUCCUGUUCCCGGCCCUCUCCCUCCUCCAGUUGUUGACAUUGACUUCCUGCGGCGGUUACCUGACGAUGCCGAUAUGUAUGGCAUCGAUGGCCCAGCCCCGUAUGAUGCUGUCAUCCCGUAUGCUGACAACCCGGCUAUUGAGACUCAUUUUCAUGACGCCUUUGCACAUCAUCAUAUGGACCCGGAUCAAGCAAUUCUGCCUCAGUUUCAACACCCUUUACCGGAUGAUAAUAUCGGCCCAGUUGAUCCUGAGUAUCAGGACCCCGUCGCGCCCGCACCUGUUGACCAUGAACUAGUGCAGAAUUUCCUUCCUCAGUUGCUACAGGGUGCGGAACCAGAGCUACCUAUCGAUCCUCAGUUGCUGCUGUCUCCGCCCAAUCCGCAGCAUUUGAUCCCAGCCGCACGCUUCGACGAAGUUGCUGCACGGCGCGGUCAGGACUAUCCCCCCUCUGACCCAAGCUCCUCAAGUGAUAUCCUGGGAGCUGAUCCUUUGGACCAUCCUGGUCCGGGUAUAUAUCUUGGCCCAGGUGAGUUACCACCACAGUUUGCUGAUCCUUAUCCGAUCGCUCCUCUCGAGCAUAAUGCGCCAGUAGCUCCCACUCCUCCACAUCUCGGACCUGAGACACCGCCUGCCCUGCUCAAUGCACCUGCAGGCCAAGCGGUGCAUUUCAGUCGCGAACAAUACCACUUGCUGUUCCCUCACUUAAGCAUGUCCCGCUUGAACAGCCUCUGGGGCUAUGAGCCUUUUCUGCAGAGCAACGAUCCUGAAGAGCUUGCCAUCGAGGCGCCAGAAAUUAUGGAUUUUCUGCAGAGACUGAACCCUCGCAUGACGGCAAUGUACGUAACUCCUCGGCCUGUUGCAAGACCUGGAAGCCCGGGUCCUGUUUUCGAGCUCUGGUCAGACCAGGCGGGAAUGGUUCCUCUCGAUCACCCGGCGAUGCAGAACAACCGUAUGCCCGUGUUAGCAACUGAACGACUCCCGGCCUUGGCAACAAUUCCGCUCAACACCCGUUUGUGGCCAGACGUGGGUCUUGGUAUCGGCAGGCAGCACCAUUGUGACGAGUGUGGGGCGGUGACGGAAGGAAUAUGUGAAAGUAUCGAACAUCACCCAAGGGGGCAUAUCCACAUCUGUGGAAAUUGUGACGCCGAUUCACGCCGAGAACUCCUGAGGAUACUAGAGGAGAUCGACUUUGUGCAACAAACCCGCUAUUGGCUCUGCUACCCAUGUACGGCUAAAGUGAACGAUAGUCCGCAGGAUCAUCACACGCACUCAGGGACAAGAGUAUUCGACCCGGUGGUUAGUAUGAGGGGGUUUCUCCACAACGCACACGAGAUGUUGUACAAUCCCACCAUAGCCCAGGUAGUAACCAUGCCAGGAGAAGCGGCUGCCUCGACAAUUACUCGUGGAGGUCUUUUCCCACACUUGCCGCUGACGGGCUGCAGCUGCGGGACAAAGCUCUUACAACGGAGACUUUGUACCCCUCAUCGUACGGCAGCAUUCCUCGACUGUGCCUUGCGAAUCCACCGAUGGAUGAAGUACAUGGCGGCCGCAGGCGGUAAGCCUUGCCCCAUGUGUCUGUCAAACCCAUCUCCUGAUGGUCCCCAGGGCCCGGCGAGUGCCUAUUACUGCCUUUGCUGUUCUGGUUUGGUAAUCAAGUGGACGGGUGAAGCUGAUGAAGAGGUUGGCCCUGAGAUCUACAUCAAUGCCUAUCCCGAUUUCCGAAAUGGCAGCCCCUAG